Hydatigera taeniaeformis is the source of this 474-nucleotide messenger RNA. The record is from the annotation of a GenBank genome assembly. NCBI's taxonomy places the organism in Eukaryota, Metazoa, Platyhelminthes, Cestoda, Cyclophyllidea, Taeniidae.
AUGGAUGUAGUGGAGAGAGGAAAAGGAAGGAAGAAGAAAAAGGGAGUGGUAACGAAUAUAGUUAUUUUUGAAGGUGAAACGGCAAUCAACUAUGACGAGCCGGUGCGUCGAUGGCUCUGCUGCUACCUUUUCCACCGUAGAGGACAGCGCAGCGAGAGGAAUGCGUUGGAGACAAUCGUCCACGAGGAAGCAGAGACUGCUGGAGACCCUGCAUUUCGGGCGAAGGCGCACAAAUUUGCCCAGAUGCUCUACUACCAGGAUGACGUCGCCGCAGAGAGGCAAAAGCUUGAGGCCGAUCGCAAAGCUUUGGAAGUAGAGCGUCAGAUCAUUCCAAUGAAAUUCCGCAUGUAUAAUUGGGGCAAACCUGCACCGCUUGCUUUCACGGAGCGGGUCCUGAGACAAGAGUCCAGAAUUGGACUAUGCACCACUUUCGAUAAGUGUAUAAAGGGUUAUUCUGCCAAAUAUAUGCGGUGA